AUGUUUCUGAGGAUAUGUCCCACUAUUUAUUUUGCCCUCAGACCCCACUAUAAUGAUUCUUUUGCGCUAGCACCCUGGCAAACGCAGGACCAGACUGAGGACGAAAAGCCAACGCACAGCCAAUCAUACAACCAGGAAAACGCACAGUGCCGGUCAAUGGGAAAUUCAUCAUCUUCGUAUUAUAAUGAGUCCAACAAAAUACUCCUGGCUAUAUAUUCCUGUGGCCGAAUACUUCAUAGCACUGCAUCUGCAGUUCUGCCAUCUUUCAGCUUUUUUGGGAGGAAAUCGGUGAGAUUUGCAAUACCUACUACUUGUUAUCUUCGCAUCAGAAAUGAAGUACUGAAACAUUACUAG
Messenger RNA from Aspergillus niger, 354 nucleotides. RefSeq lists its product as hypothetical. The transcript has 3 exons. The record is from RefSeq and is a predicted model, not a curated record. NCBI's taxonomy places the organism in Eukaryota, Fungi, Ascomycota, Eurotiomycetes, Eurotiales, Aspergillaceae. The coding region runs from base 1 to 354 and encodes 117 amino acids.